This is a messenger RNA of Letharia lupina, 1053 nucleotides long. RefSeq lists its product as uncharacterized. The transcript has a single exon. The record is from RefSeq and is a predicted model, not a curated record. Lineage: Eukaryota; Fungi; Ascomycota; Lecanoromycetes; Lecanorales; Parmeliaceae. Gene Ontology annotation, molecular function: oxidoreductase activity. Bases 1 to 1053 code for a protein of 350 amino acids.
AUGUCAAGCUCAAUCCCCACAACAAUGAAAGCAUGGCAGUUCUCCCAGACCACUGGUGGCAUCGAGAAGAACCUCAAACUCAACAACACCGCCCCUCUGCCGCCCAACGCCAACUCACUGGCAGCAGAUCAAGUGCUCGUCCAGGUCUUAUCCUCCACUCUCAACCCAGUCGACUACAAGUUCGCCCAAUUACCUAUCCUCGGCAAUCUUAUAAUCAAAAAACCCGCCUCUCCAGCCCUUGACUUCGCCGGCCGUGUCGUAGCCAGCGGUGCCAAUUCAAAGAAGGUCUCAACCGAAGAUCUAAAGCCGGGCCAGUUGGUAUUCGGAAAACUAGACGCUCCCACACAGUACGGCACUCUGGCGGAGUACACCAUUGCGCCAAGAUCAGGCUGUGUGCCUCUGCCUCAGGGAGUAAGUCUUGAUGAUGCAGCCUGCAUUGGCACCGCAGCCCUGACGGCAUACCAAUGCAUCGUCCCAAACAUCAAGUCUGGGGACCGGGUCUUCAUCAACGGCGGUAGCGGCGGAGUAGGGAGUUUUGGCAUUCAAUUGGCGAAAGUCAAAGGCUGCUAUGUCGCCACCAGCUGCUCAAGCGUCAAUGUCGAGCUCUGCAAGUCUCUUGGCGCUGAUCAAGUCAUUGACUACAAAAGCAAGGACAUUGUUGCCGAACUGAAGAAGAUGCAGAAGUUCGAUUUGAUAGUCGACAAUGUAGGCACGCCGAGCGAGUUGUACUGGCAAUGUCACGACUUCACACAUACAGGGACCAAGUAUGUGCAGGUUGGUGGAGGAUUGAGUCUAGGCGAGAUCUACAACUUGUUGAGUCGAAUGAUGUGGCCUGGGUUCCUUGGUGGUGGGAAGAGACCAUUCCAGUUCCUGGGAGCGGCAAACAACAGUGAUCACUUGAAAGAGAUUGCGGGGUGGAUGGCGCAGGGCAAGGUGAAGGCCUUGAUUGAUGAGGUGUACGGCAUGGAGGACAAGGGACCUAUCAGAGCAUUUGAGAGAUUGAAGACUGGGCGCGCGAAGGGAAAGAUCCUCGUGAAGGUUGCCGAGCCGUAG